Molecule: messenger RNA, 1166 nt
Organism: Sturnus vulgaris (Common starling)
Lineage: Eukaryota; Metazoa; Chordata; Aves; Passeriformes; Sturnidae
Source: RefSeq, a predicted model, not a curated record
UUCAGGAUUAUCACAAGAUCAUCAAGCAGCCCAUGGACAUGGGCACCAUCAAGAGGCGCCUGGAGAACAAUUAUUACUGGGGAGCAGCAGAGUGCAUGCAGGACUUCAACACCAUGUUCACCAACUGCUACAUCUACAACAAGCCCACGGAUGACAUCGUGCUGAUGGCUCAGAAUCCAUUUCUAAAAAAAAUCUCCAAAAAAGGCGUGAAGCGGAAAGCCGACACCACCACUCCCACCACCACGGCCAUCAUCGCCACGAGCGGCGGCGGCGGCGGCGAAUCGUCGCCCAACGUCGCCGACGGCGCCAAAGCCGCCAAAAUCCCGGCGCGGCGCGAGAGCGGCCGACCCAUCAAACCUCCCAGGAAAGAUUUACCGGAUUCCCAACAGCACCAAACGUCCAAGAAAGGGAAACUGACGGAGCAGCUGAAAUAUUGCAACGGCAUCCUGAAGGAGCUGCUGUCGAAAAAACACGCGGCCUACGCGUGGCCAUUCUACAAACCCGUGGACGCGUCGGCGCUGGGGCUCCACGAUUACCACGAGAUCAUCAAGCAUCCCAUGGAUCUCAGCACCAUCAAGAGGAAGAUGGAGAACCGGGAUUACCGCGACGCGCAGGAAUUCGCCGCCGACGUUCGGUUGAUGUUCUCCAACUGCUACAAAUACAACCCCCCCGAUCACGACGUGGUGGCCAUGGCCAGGAAACUCCAGGUGGGAAUUGGCCAAAAUUCCCAAAAUUCACAAAUUCCCAAAAUUCUCAGGAAAAAAAAAAAAAAAAAUUGGGGAAACCCCAAAAAAUCCUCCAAACCCCCUUUGGCCGCCCCGUCCGCCUCGGCCGCCUCCCUGCUCGACUCGGAGGAGGAGGACGAAUCGAAACCCAUGAGCUACGACGAGAAAAGACAACUGAGCCUCGACAUCAACAAACUGCCCGGGGAGAAACUGGGCAGGGUCGUUCACAUCAUCCAGAGCCGCGAGCCCUCGCUCAGAGACUCCAACCCCGAGGAGAUCGAGAUCGACUUCGAGACGCUCAAGGCGUCCACGCUGCGCGAGCUCGAGCGCUACGUGCUCUCGUGUCUCAGGAAGAAGCCGAGGAAACCCUACAGUGAAAGUGAGUGGGAGUUUAGAUUUUAGUUUUGGGGUGGUACGGGGAUUUUUGGGGAUUUUUCGGGA